GCGGAGCUGUAGGUCUGAGCGGAGCGCGCGGCGGUGGCGGCUGCCACGGCAACGGAGGAGGAUUUUUAGUGGGUCUGCACAAUGGCCUCCCCGAAGAAGAAGCUGCAGGGUCUCGUGGCUGCCACCCUCACGCCAAUGACGGAGAAUGGAGAAAUCAACUUUUCCGUCAUUGGCCGGUAUGUGGACUACCUUGUGGAAGAACAGGGAGUGAAGAGCAUUUUUGUGAACGGCACCACGGGAGAAGGGCUGUCCCUGAGCAUCGCAGAGCGCCGCCGGGUUGCUGAGGAGUGGGUGACCAGAGGGAGGAACAAGCUGGAUCAGGUGGUGAUUCACGUGGGAGCACUGAGCUUGAAGGAGUCACAAGAACUGGCCAAACAUGCAGCAGAAAUAAGAGCUGAUGGCAUUGCUGUCAUUGCACCUUUCUUUCUCAAGCCAUGGAACAAAGAUGUCCUGACUGACUUUCUCAAGGAGGUGGCUGCUGCGGCCCCGGCACUGCCGUUUUAUUACUAUCACAUCCCCGCCCUGACGGGGGUGAAGAUCCGUGCUGAGGAGUUGCUGGAUGGGAUUCAGGAGAAGAUCCCCACCUUCCAAGGGCUGAAGUUCAGCGACACGGACCUCUUAGACUUCGGGCAGUGUGUUGACCAGCAUCGCCAGCGGCAGUUCGCCUUCCUCUUUGGGGUGGACGAGCAACUGUUGAGUGCGCUGGUGAUGGGAGCAACUGGAGCAGUGGGCAGUACCUAUAACUACCUGGGGAAGAAGACAAACCAAAUGUUAGAGGCUUUUGAAAAAAAGGACUUCUCUUCAGCCCUGAAUUAUCAGUUUUGUAUCCAGAGGUUUAUCAAUUUUGUGGUGAAACUAGGGUUUGGAGUGUCGCAGAACAAAGCCAUCAUGACCCUCGUCUCCGGGAUUCCGAUGGGCCCGCCACGGCUUCCUCUGCAGAAAGCCUCCCGGGAGUUUACGGAUAAUGCUGAAGCGAAGCUGAAGAGCCUGGACGUCCUUCCUUUCACCAGUCUGGAGGACAGAGAUGUGGAAGCCUGUAGCUAGUCCCUGUCUAUCACAUCGUGGUGUGUGUUGAGACACAAUCCACUUUGAAUAGCAUACUCAUUUCUCAGGGAUUUAAUUUUUAAGAUCAACUACAAUCUCUCCCACCAAACUGAACCUCACAUCAUUCUAUCAAGUACUAAUCAAAUACUAGGAAACCACCAUGAGUUUUGUGGAAGGGACAAAAACCCUAAAAGUACUGAUGAGUCCUAACCCAUUCGCCAGUUCACAUGCUUUUCUAUGGAGACAUGUCUGCUUAGGUGGGUGAAAUGGACUUCAGUGGAAAAUUCUAACUGGUUCAUGUUAUCUGCCUUUUGGAGUUUCCACAAUCAUGACUUCUGCUUCUUUAGCCUUUUAUAAAGUGUUCUGACUUUAAAACA
Molecule: messenger RNA, 1421 nt
Organism: Echinops telfairi (small Madagascar hedgehog)
Lineage: Eukaryota; Metazoa; Chordata; Mammalia; Afrosoricida; Tenrecidae
Gene: NPL
Product: N-acetylneuraminate pyruvate lyase
Exons: 12
Coding region: 82-1044 (320 amino acids)
Biological process (GO): N-acetylneuraminate catabolic process; carbohydrate metabolic process
Molecular function (GO): 4-hydroxy-tetrahydrodipicolinate synthase activity; N-acetylneuraminate lyase activity
Source: RefSeq, a predicted model, not a curated record